Molecule: messenger RNA, 1087 nt
Organism: Cuculus canorus (common cuckoo)
Lineage: Eukaryota; Metazoa; Chordata; Aves; Cuculiformes; Cuculidae
Product: translation initiation factor IF-2-like
Exons: 3
Coding region: 1-942 (313 amino acids)
Source: RefSeq, a predicted model, not a curated record
AUGCGCAACAGCCCACAACAGCCAUGGGAAUUCUCCUUCAGGUCGCAGGUAACGUUGAGCCAGAAGCAGGACCCUGAAGAACCCCACAUCGCGGUCGGCUCGGCGCUGCGAGGGCGCCUCCCGCCUCGCUCCCGCCUCACAGAACCACAGGGUGGGAAACCACCCACCGGAUCACCGAGCCCGUCUCCUACCUUGCCGGCGGGCGACGCUCCUCCGCGGCACCGCGGCGCAGCCCAGGCACGAAGCCAGGAGCAGCAGGGACACGAAGCGGCGGCCGCCCGGCACCUCCAUGCGUGCCGCGUUCCCGAGGCGGGAGGCGGGCGGCGGGCUGGGAGCGCUCGGGGCGCCCCGCGCGUCCCCUCGGGGCGGCGGCCGGGCGGGACCGGGCCGGCAGCGGCGGAGCUCGCACCGCGCCGGGAGGGGAAGGGAAGGAAAGGAGCGGGGGAGGAGGCUGGGUCCGGCCCUUUGAUGGGAUUAUCGCCGCUCGUGGCGGCGCUGGGCACGGCUCGGCGCCUCCCCCGCCGCCGCGCAGCCCCCGCCCCGUCUGAGGGGUCGAGGCCAUCCCGGCCCGGGACCCUCACGGGGCCUUUCCUCGUCCCUCCCGUGCCAGGAGGCGCCCCCGGGGUGUCCCCCCCACCUCCCCGUCCUGCAGGACCCCAGCUCGGCCGCCUCUUCCCCCUGCGGAUGGAGGCUGAGACCUAUCCAGCCACUCAGACUAAUAUAGAAACCCUUGUGGGGAUUAGAAGGAACGUGGAGGAAGACAAGGGGAAGCCGCGGCGACUGAGGAUCCUGAGAAAAUACAGGAAGAGAGGAGCAAGUAGGAUGCCCAAAGCAUCCCUUCAGAGAAGUAUAGUGUUGGUGGGACAAAAGACCAAAUCUGUUUGGUCCGGUAUCCCAUCUUUGAAAUUUAACAGGCAGGAGAUGCAAGAAACUUCGUGUUAGGCAGAUGCGGGAUUAUCUGCCCUGUACUUUAGGUCUCAUCUUAAUCUCAGUUUGUUAGAGAUCAGUUUAAACCCUGAAACGUCAGACUUGUUUUGUCUUGAGGGUUUGUGUGGGCUUUGUUUUGGAAAUGAGCUUCGUUUGUUUG